Dothidotthia symphoricarpi CBS 119687 is the source of this 1677-nucleotide messenger RNA. Its product is annotated as mitochondrial carrier. Gene Ontology annotation, molecular function: L-ornithine transmembrane transporter activity. Bases 1 to 1677 code for a protein of 558 amino acids. The transcript is spliced from 7 exons. Lineage: Eukaryota; Fungi; Ascomycota; Dothideomycetes; Pleosporales; Dothidotthiaceae. Gene Ontology annotation, biological process: mitochondrial L-ornithine transmembrane transport. The record is from RefSeq and is a predicted model, not a curated record.
AUGGAAGCACACAAGAGUCCGGUGUUGGUGGUGGAGGGAAGAGCCGGGCUGGCUAAUCCACUCGAUGCGGCAGACACACGAACUGAGCAGGCAGCAAGCCACAGCGAGGAGGCUCUGAAAGAUGUUGUCUGUGGAUCUAUGGCUGGGGUUGUCGGAAAGUACAUCGAGUACCCUUUCGACACAGUCAAGGUUCGUCUACAGUCGCAACCAGACAACGUACCACUGCGGUAUACAGGACCAUUGGACUGCUUCAAAAAGUCACUUCAAAACGAUGGGUUCAUUGGAAUAUACAGGGGCAUCAGUGCGCCUUUGGUGGGGGCAGCAGUGGAAACAAGCGCUCUGUUCUUCAGCUACCGUCUUGCUGGAGAUGCCCUCAAAGCAUCUGGGUUCUAUCCUGAGUUGAAGAGACAUCCCGAAAGAGACCUGCCUUAUUCCGGGAUGCUUGGAUGCGGAAUGGUCGCUGGAGCCAUAACAUCACUCUUCCUUACACCAAUUGAACUUGUAAAGUGCAAGAUGCAAGUCCCUAUGGAGACUUCGAGCGGAGCGGCUGCUCGACCAGGCAUCUUAGGCGUUAUCACCUCAAUCUACCGUCACCAGGGCCUCGCAGGCUACUGGCAUGGGCAGUUUGGAACGUUCAUACGCGAAACUGGAGGCGGCGCAGCAUGGUUCGGUGGCUAUGAAGGCAUGAAGAUGGUUUUCAAAGACCUAAACAAAUCAGACGAUGAUCUACCCGUGUGGCAGCGCAUGGUGUCUGGUUCUGUGGCUGGCGCAGCCUACAACUUCAUGUUUUACCCUGCAGAUACAGUCAAGUCGAGGAUGCAGACUGAAGACGUCAAGCAGCUGACUGGUGGGAGGUCAACAUUCAGCGCUGUUGGAACAGCGCUCUGGAAGCAGCAUGGGCUGAAGGGCAUGUAUCGGGGAUGCGGGAUCACGGUUGCCAGGGCGAUACCCAGUUCUGCCUUUAUCUUCACGGUUUAUGAGGAGUUGAAGAAGCGCAUAUGUUGUCCUGACGUCCAACAGUCUGCGCUCGAGAAGAUAAUUCUGAAUCCAAAGUACCACGACAUCCUCACGCUGGUGAAAGGCGUACGGAAUGGCGUCGUAUAUGGCGCCAAAGUGCGCUUCCCACACGCGCUUGUUAUGAUCGUCCUCUUCCGCUCCGGAACCCUCCGCUCGAAAUGCUCCCUCGUCUACAAAGCCACGCGCCAACACGCCCGCAACCUCGGCCUCUUCGCCCUAACCUACAAAUCCUCCAUGCUCUUCCUGCGCCACACAUCUCCCACAGGCAAAGAACGCCACUACGAUUCCUUCCUCGCGGGCCUGCUCGGCGGCUACACGGUUUUCGGGCGCACCAUACACAACUCCGUGUCGCAGCAAAUCGUCAUCUACGUGUUCGCACGCGUAUGCCUCGCGCUUGCGAAGCUCGCUGUGCAACCGAAGAGCGUACCUACAGGGAAACACAGUGGGGGGUGGGGGCUUGUGGGUGAUGGGGAGUUCAGGAGAGAGGUGGUCAGAAAUGGGUGGCCAGUUUUUGCGAGUCUGAGUUGGGCCAUGGUUAUGUAUAUUUUCAGGUGGCAUCCGGAGGCGGUGCAAAGCAGCUUGAGGAGUAGUAUGAACUAUAUUUAUGUACAGUCUGACGAGUGGGAUUCGCUGCGGACAUUGCUUUGGCACAACAAAUAA